Molecule: messenger RNA, 2100 nt
Organism: Pollicipes pollicipes
Lineage: Eukaryota; Metazoa; Arthropoda; Thecostraca; Pollicipedomorpha; Pollicipedidae
Product: putative cytochrome P450 120
Exons: 16
Coding region: 118-2100 (660 amino acids)
Biological process (GO): sterol metabolic process
Molecular function (GO): oxidoreductase activity, acting on paired donors, with incorporation or reduction of molecular oxygen; iron ion binding; monooxygenase activity
Source: RefSeq, a predicted model, not a curated record
GGUCAUACGUGGACUGUGGGGCCGCCGGGCCGGCCGGGGAUCGGGGACAUCAGCGUUCUACAAGUAAAUCGUGAACAAUAUGAACUACCGAACAGCAACAGGAAGACUGUAGACCAGAUGAAACCUGAGCUGGCAGGGGGCGCGCCGGCGGUGCGGCCGCCGGGCAGCGCGGGCCGCACCUUCCUCUCGGACCGCUCGCUCGAGCUGUGGCGGGACCCGGUGGGCUUCAUCGCGCGCGGCCUGCAGGAGCACGGCGGCCGGGCCUUCACCACGCGCCUGCUGCUGCGACCCACCGUUGUCCUGGGCGACAACACGGCCGUCCGACACCUGCUGGCCGACCCCGACACGUUCCAGUGUGGUCUAAGAGACCUUUUCCUGCCGCUGUUUGGUGAGAAUCUCGUCUUUAUGGACGGGCAGGAGGCGGAAAGCACACGCGCAAGACUCCAUGGACUGUUCAAUGCGGAAACGGCAUCAAACUACAAGGCGAUCAGCGGCCGUGUGAUCCAGGGCUGGGCGGAGGAGCUGGCUACCGACGCGCCGCUCAACCUGUACGCCGCCUUCAAACGGCUGGCCAUGGAUCUGAACCUGGCCGUGUUCCUGGGCCUGGAGCGGGCCGAGCGGCCCGAGCAGGUCACGGCCGUCACCGAGGUGGCCACCACACACUGGCACGGACUCUACUCGUUGCCUGUGUCGGUGAGUGUACCACUGAUGACGUCAUCGUCCUACAAGCAAGCCCUGGAGGCCAAGGAGAAGCUUCUGGGGCUGGCAGAUCAGAUGCUGGAGGAUGAACCUCAAUCUAUGUUUAUCGAGUCGUUGAAGCUGGCGGUGGAAGACCAGGACACGCGGCGGAACCACCUGCUGCUCUGCUCGUCAGCGCUGGUCCCCAAGGCGCUGGCCUCGCUGCUCACCUCCGCCGUGGUCCUGUCGCCCCUCUGGAAGCAGCGCUACGUCAGCGCGGACGGCCACAUCAGCGAGGAGGACCUGGACUGUGUACUGCUGGAGGUGCAGCGGCUGCAGCCGCCGUUCCUGGGCGGCCGGCGCCUCGUCAGGCGCGACGCCCAGGUGGCAGGGUACCGGCUGAGCCGCGGCCAGGCUGUCGUCUACGGCACGGCGGCGGCACACCGAGACCCAGCCGUGUUCCCCGCGCCCGACACGUUUGACCCGGAACGUUGGAGGACCAGUAACAAGAAUGACAGAGACAAGCUGUUCUGCUUUGGCGGAGGACCGCGAAACUGCAUUGGGGAGAAGAUGUACCAGCACAUUCUGAAGGACACGCGGCGGAACCACCUGCUGCCUCUGCUCGUCAGCGCUGGUCCCCAAGCGCUGGCCUCGCUGCUCACCUCCGCCGUGGUCCUGUCGCCCCUCUGGAAGCAGCGCUACGUCAGCGCGGACGGCCACAUCAGCGAGGAGGACCUGGACUGUGUACUGCUGGAGGUGCAGCGGCUGCAGCCGCCGUUCCUGGGCGGCCGGCGCCUCGUCAGGCGCGACGCCCAGGUGGCAGGGUACCGGCUGAGCCGCGGCCAGGCUGUCGUCUACGGCACGGCGGCGGCACACCGAGACCCAGCCGUGUUCCCCGCGCCCGACACGUUUGACCCGGAACGUUGGAGGACCAGUAACAAGAAUGACAGAGACAAGCUGUUCUGCUUUGGCGGAGGACCGCGAAACUGCAUUGGGGAGAAGAUGUACCAGCACAUUCUGAAGGAGGCGUGCCGCGCGUUCGUGGCCGAGUUCGACUGGCAGCUGCCGGAUACGUGGCGGCCGACCUGGAAGCACAUGCCGGUGUGCCGUCCCACCAACCUGCCGGAGCUGCGCCUGGCACCACGUCAGCCGAUCACCACGCCGACAGCCUGGUGGUGUCGGGCGAUGUUGAGCGUCGGUCACAGAAACAACGAAACGUCGGAGGACGCCCGCAGCAAACGCGGCAUGCCGGAGUACACCCGCUGCAAGCGCGGUACGUCGGAGGACGCCCGCAGCAAACUCGUUACGUCGGAGGACGCCCGCAGCGAGCUCGGUACGUCGGAUGACGCCCGCAGAAAGCACGGUACGUCGGAGGACGCCCGCAGCAAGCUCGGUACGUCGUACAACACUUCGCACCAGUAG